Arabidopsis arenosa is the source of this 1391-nucleotide messenger RNA. Lineage: Eukaryota; Viridiplantae; Streptophyta; Magnoliopsida; Brassicales; Brassicaceae. The record is from the annotation of a GenBank genome assembly.
CGUUCAAACAUUUCUUCAUCCUUUAAAUACAAAAAAUAAAAAAUCCCUAGAAAAUAACCUUAUCUUCAACCAAGAAUGGGAGAGGUCCAAGAAGGUGCCAAAGUUGAACAAGAGAAGAAGCCGGCUGCCACCGUAGUUCCAGUCGAGACUACGGACGGCAAGCCAAAGAGCGGCGGAGGAGAUUCCGCGGCAGCAGCAGCCCCGGCCGCCGCUGCCUUUGUUUACAAAGUUGAUCUGCACUGCGAAGGCUGCGCUAAGAAGAUUAAGCGAAUGGUGAAGCACUUUGAUGGAGUGAAAGAUGUGACGGCGGAUACAGGUGGUAAUAAGCUUAUGGUGGUCGGAAAGAUUGAUCCGGUGCAACUCCGGGAGAAGUUGGAGGAGAAAACUAAGAGAAAGGUGGUACUCACCAAUCCACCGCCAAAGGUAGAGGGACCUGUUGCUGCCGCCGUUGGAGAGAAGAAAGCUGAUGGUGGUGAUAAGGCGGCGGCUCCUCCUCCUCCUGCUCCGGCAGCUCCAAAAGAGAGCUCGGUGCCUUUAAAGAUCAGACUACAUUGUGAAGGAUGUAUUCAGAAAAUCAAGAAAAUAAUAUUAAAAAUCAAAGGGGUCGAAACGGUGGCUAUUGACGGAGCUAAAGACUUGGUGACGGUGAAAGGAACGAUAGACGUUAAAGAACUUGUGCCUCUCCUCACUAAGAAGCUCAAAAGAACCGUCGAGCCUCUUGUUCCCGCCAAAAAAGAAGACGGAGCCGCCGAGAAGAAGAAGACAGAAGCCGCCGCUCCUGACGCAAAGAAAGAGGCUCCGGCCGCCGGAGUUAACGAAGCAAAGAAGGAAGGAAGUGACGGUGGUGAGAAGAAGAAAGAGGCCGGAGACGGCGGAGAGAAAAAGAAAGAAGCUGGUGACGGCGGAGAAAAGAAGAAAGAAGCCGGAGACGGAGGAGAGAAGAAGGAAGGAGGAGGUGUGCCGGCGCCGGUGGCGAUGGUGAAUAAGAUGGAUUAUUAUGGGUACUCAUCUUAUCCAACGGCUCCGAUGUAUUGGCAAGAAGGACACGUGUACGGUCAGAAUUAUUCGAUGGGAGGUCAGAGUUAUCCCGUGGCAGGUCAGAGUUAUCCAGGUUCGGGAUACAAUUACGCGAGUGAGAGUUACGUGCCGUACUCGCAGCCAAACGUAAACGAUCCUGGAAUGUUCAGCGACGAGAACCCCAAUGGCUGCUCCGUUAUGUAAUAAUGGGGUUAAAUUGUAAAUAUAAGAAACUCUAAGGGUUUAUGCAUAAAUGUGGGAACACUUAGGUAAAAUUUUGAAAGUCGAGUUUGAGCCAGCGAAUUCUGACGUGUAACAUUGUUCCUUUGUUAGUUAGUUCUUUGGGGAAUGUUGAAUAAUUAAUUACUUUACUU